Molecule: messenger RNA, 1631 nt
Organism: Alosa alosa (allis shad)
Lineage: Eukaryota; Metazoa; Chordata; Actinopteri; Clupeiformes; Clupeidae
Product: E3 ubiquitin-protein ligase TRIM39-like
Exons: 6
Coding region: 1-1227 (408 amino acids)
Molecular function (GO): zinc ion binding; protein binding
Source: RefSeq, a predicted model, not a curated record
AUGGCUUCAAAGCUUGAAGAGGAGUUUUGCUGUCCUGUGUGCUGUGACAUCUUCAAGGAUCCAGUCUUUUUGACCUGCGGUCACAGUGUGUGUAUAGCCUGUCUGCAGCAGUUCUGGGAGAAAAACGGGUCUGAGGUGCUCUGCUGUCUGCACAGUGAGAAACUCAAGCUCUUUUGUGUGGAUAAUAAACAGCCUGUGUGUGUGGUGUGUCGAGACUCAAAGAAACACACCAACCACAAGUUCCAACCUGUAGAUGAGGCAGCAGCUGAUUUGAAGGAGCAGCUGAGGAUUAAACUAGAGUCCUUACAGAAGAAGCUGAAGGUCUUUGAAGAAGCAAAACUCUCCUGUGAUGAAACAGCGAAACACGUGAAGACUCAGACCCAGCACACAGAGAAGCAGAUCAAGGAGGAGUUUGAGAAGCUUCACCAGUUUCUACAAGAUGAAGAGGCAGCCAGGAUGGCUGCACUGAGGGAGGAAGAGGAGCAGAAGAGUCAGAUGAUGAAGGAGAAGAUUAAAAAGAUGAGCAGAGCGAUCUCAUCUCUUUCAAAGAAAAUCAGAGCCAUAGAGGAGAAGAUGGGAGCUGAUGACAUCACAUUCCUGCAGAACUACAAGAGCACAGUGAAAAGAGCCCAGUGCACACUGCAGGAUCCAGAAAGGGUGUCAGGAGCUCUGAUCAAUGUGGCCAAGCACCUGGACAACCUGAAGGUCAAAGUCUGGAAGAGAAUGAUUGCUCCUGUGACUCUGGAUCCCAACACUGCACACCCACAUCUCAUUCUGUCGGAGGAUCUGACCAGUGUGAGAGUAGUUAAAAAUAACCCACAGAGGUUUGAUAAGUAUGCCAGUGUCCUGGGCUCUGAGGGCUUUAACUCAGGGACUCACUGCUGGGAUGUGGAGGUUGGGGAGAGCCCAUUGUGGUGUAUGGGUGUGAUGACAGAGUCUGCCCGGAGGAAGGGAGACUUUACCUCCAGGAGUGGACUGUGGUGUGUGGCAUGUAAUGAUGACGCAUAUAUAGCAUGUGCUACACCUCAGCUCUGCACUCGUCUCACAGUGAAGCAGAAACUCCAGAGGAUCAGAGUGCAGCUGGACUGGGACAGAGGAAAGGUGUCAUUCUCUGACCCUGAUAAUAACACACACCUACACACUCUCAAACACACUUUCACUGAGAGAGUGUUUCCAUACUUCUUCACUAACUCCUCUCUAAGGAUUUUAUCAGUGAGUCCCCAGUAACAGCAGAGCAGCACUGAUGGAGCUGAUGGUGUCUCUGACUGGACUCUCAUAAGGCCAGUAGGUGUAGUUGUGAAGGUGUGCUGAAUGUAACACACUUAAACCAGGAGAUCAUUACGUAAUACACUGAGUAUACUAAUGAUGACCGUGGGUCAGAUUUGAACCUUGAAUGUGGUACGGAUGCAUUUGACAGAACAGAGUAAUGCUCUACCCUGAUUGGAUGCUGAAAGUAGAAGAGGGUGGGGCAGAGCAAGAUUGGAGCUGUACUUUGGCUCAUGUAACUUUAAUGUAAAUUUAAAGUAAUUAAAUUGAUUGAUUACUGAAGGUGAGAGAAUGCAUUCUAUGUAAGCCACUUAUUUCAAAACGUGUGGCAACAGACAAAUAUUGUGUAGUCUGGUGAUAUGGUG